Messenger RNA from Euleptes europaea (tarantolino), 1176 nucleotides. It is a transcript of the gene GMPPB, whose product is annotated as GDP-mannose pyrophosphorylase B. Gene Ontology annotation, biological process: GDP-mannose biosynthetic process; cell wall mannoprotein biosynthetic process. The transcript is spliced from 10 exons. The coding region runs from base 67 to 1149 and encodes 360 amino acids. Gene Ontology annotation, molecular function: GTP binding; mannose-1-phosphate guanylyltransferase (GTP) activity. Gene Ontology annotation, cellular component: cytoplasm. Lineage: Eukaryota; Metazoa; Chordata; Lepidosauria; Squamata; Sphaerodactylidae. The record is from RefSeq and is a predicted model, not a curated record.
GAGGCUGAAUCUUUCUCGGCCGGGCAGGGAGGAGCCUCUGGGCUGGGCCGGCAGCGGCAGGCAAGGAUGAAGGCGCUGAUCUUGGUGGGUGGCUACGGCACCCGAUUGCGGCCUUUGACGCUCAGCAUCCCCAAGCCGCUUGUGGAGUUUUGUAACAAACCCAUCCUGUUGCAUCAAGUGGAGGCCUUAGUGAAGGCAGGUGUAAACCAUGUGAUACUCGCAGUCAGCUAUAUGUCAGAAUUGCUAGAGAAGGAAAUGAAGGAGCAGGAACAAAAGUUGAGCAUACGUAUUUCCCUGUCACAUGAGAAGGAACCACUGGGCACAGCUGGCCCACUGGCACUGGCUCGGGAGCUAUUGAAUGAGAAUUCUGAGCCUUUUUUCGUACUCAACAGUGAUGUGAUCUGUGACUUCCCAUUUACAGACAUGGUGCGCUUCCACAGGCAUCAUGGCAAAGAGGGCACCAUUGUGGUGACAAAGGUGGAGGAGCCCUCAAAAUAUGGUGUGGUGGUGUGUGAAGCUGAUACUGGGCGCAUACACCGCUUUGUGGAGAAACCCCAGGUUUUUGUCUCCAAUAAGAUCAAUGCUGGCAUGUACAUCUUCAACCCAAGUGUGCUCGAAAGAAUCCAGCUGCAACCUACCUCGAUUGAGAAGGAAAUCUUCCCAGUGAUGGCAGAGCAAGGACAACUCUAUGCCAUGGAACUACAGGGGUUCUGGAUGGACAUUGGCCAACCGAAAGAUUUCCUGACGGGCAUGUGCAUGUAUCUGCAGUUUCUGCGGCUGAAGCAGCCGGAGCGGCUGCACUCAGGGCCAGGUUUUGUGGGGAACGUACUCGUGGACCCAACAGCCAAGAUCGGAGCAAACUGCAGUAUCGGCCCCAAUGUCACUAUUGGAGCAGGUGUGGUGAUAGAGGAUGGGGUUCGGAUCAAGCGUUGCACUGUCCUGAAAGAUUCGCGCAUCCGUUCCCAUUCUUGGCUUGAGUCCUGCAUUGUUGGCUGGAGCUCCUCUGUAGGCCAGUGGGUGCGGAUGGAGAACGUGACUGUACUCGGCGAGGAUGUCAUUGUGAAUGAUGAACUCUACCUCAAUGGUGCGAAUGUGCUGCCUCACAAAUCCAUUGCUGAGUCCGUGCCAGAGCCACGCAUCAUUAUGUAGCGAUUCUGGGAUUUUAGUGCUGGACUA